CUCGUUGCGUAGUACAGCGAGAAAUCACGAUUUUUCCUACAGUAAAUUGACCAGCAGGAGUAUAUUUGUGGUAUAAAUACUUCUGCUGGAAGAGUACCAAUCCUGUGACCGAUCAGUAUCGACCCGCGCUUACGGCCUAGCUGAAAAGAUGUCCACGAUGGAUCGCCAUUCGAUCAACGUGACUCCUGUCGCCCGUCAGCCCAGUCUGGACGAUAUGAAUUUGGAUCAGUUCCUAAAAAUCUCCAACUACGAAGACACGGUAAAGCAGCUGGAUAUCUACUACGGCAUCGUUAAACGGCAACUGCUUCAGUUUCAAAGUCCAAUCACUGGGCUCUUUCCGGUGCUCAGUACGGAUCGCGAGGUGGGCAGCAUUCGGGACAGUGUGUACUGUGCGGCUGCAAUUUGGAGCCUCUAUCAAGCGUACCGCCGGAUCGAUGAUGAUCGGGGCAAAAGCUACGAGUUGGGCCAGUCGGCCGUCAAGUGUAUGCGCGGUAUACUGGAGUGCUGGAUCAAGCAGGCACACCGGGUGGAAAAGUUUAAAUCCCGACAGUGUUCGGUGAACGCACUGCACUGCAAAUUCCACCUGGACACGGGAGAGGAAAUCUACUCGGAUGAAAACUACAAUCAUCUGCAGAUCGACGUGGUAUCGAUCUACCUCAUUUUUCUGGUGCAAAUGAUCACGUCCGGACUGCAGAUAAUCUAUACCCAGGAUGAGGUCGCGUUCGUGCAGAACCUGGUGUACUACGUUGAGCGCGCGUACCGAACGCCCGACUUUGGCAUGUGGGAACGUGGUUCGAAGUAUAAUGAUGGCACGCCGGAGAUUCAUGCCUCGUCUAUCGGUAUGGCGAAGUCAGCCCUGGAGGCCAUCAAUGGGUGCAAUCUGUUCGGAGAGAAAGGUGCCUCGUGGAGUGUCGUUUACGUCGAUAUCGAUGCGCACAAUCGUAAUCGAAGCAUCUUCGAAACCAUGCUACCUCGCGAGUCGAGCUCGAAAGGCGUCGAUGCGUCGCUGAUACCGACGCUUUCGUUCCCGGCAUUUGCUUCCCACGAGGAGCGGCUGGUGGACAUGAGCAAGCUGAACGUGGUACGCCGGUUGAAGGGCAAGAAAGGUUUCAAACGGUUCAGUCGCGAUGGUUACCUGUCGCGGUUGGAGGACAAAACACGGCGCUACUACCACAAAGGCGAAAUUAAAGACUUUGAAGGGUUCGAGUGCGAGUGGCCCAUGUUCUACACGUACAUGAUCAUCGAUGGCGUCUUCAAAAACAAUCUGGAACAGAUCGAAGAGUAUCAAAUGGAGCUUCGAAAGUGUAUGCACUCCGACACCAAUGGAGAUCCGGUUGUUUCGAUGUGCUACGCUCCGGACGGCGACGGCAUGUAUACUCGAUCGUCUUCACAAUCACUUUUCCUCUGGGGUCAGUCGGUGUUCAUCAUUGCCCAACUCCUGACGGCCGGUUUGCUGCAUAUUAACGAGUUGGAUCCGAUUCGGCGAUAUCUGCCAUCGUACAAUCGACCCCGCAAAGGUGGUCGCUAUUCGGCGUUUCAGGCAAAACCGGGAAUUCGUACCAAAAUCGGAAGUGCACUAGCAAUGCAUCGACCUGUAACGCCACCCCAUAUCGAAGCGCAGCACAGCCAGGAUCAAAUGUCGGACACUUCCGGCGAACCGUCGCGCGGGACAGCUACGGAUUUGGUGGUACAAAUUGUGCUGAUCGCCGAGUCGAUGCGUCUGCAAGCAAUGAUGGCUACCUACGGUAUUCAAACACAGACUCCUCAUGAGGUUGAACCAGUUCAAAUAUGGUCCUCCACACAGCUGAUUAACGUGUACCAGCAGCUCGGUGUGAACGAUAAGAUCGGACUGACCGGACGUCCACCACGUCCCGUUGGUUCGCUUGGUACGAGCAAGGUGUACCGUAUUUGCGGUAUGACCGUGCUCUGCUAUCCGCUCAUCUUUGAAGUGUCCGAUUUUUACCUCUACCGUGACAUGGCACUCCUCAUCGACGACAUUAAGACGGAGCUGCAGUUUGUUGGGAAAUAUUGGCGUCUUUCCGGGCGGCCAACCGUGUGCCUGCUGAUACGUGAGGAGCAUAUGCGCGAUCCACAGUUCAAGGAAAUGAUCGACUUGUUGGCGAUGCUGAAGAAAGGCUAUUGCGAUGACAUGAAGGUACGCAUUGGGCGACUGCAGAACCUUAUCUCGAGCUCGUGUAUCGAGCAUCUCGAUUUUAUGUCCACCUCGGACCUGCCGGAUGUUGGCGAUACGGCUUUUGCGCAAAUUCAUCACGAUUACAUCGGGUACCAGAGCUUGACGGACGUACCGCGGGCGCAAUCGUACCGUGAGAAGAAGAUUACUGCCGCCGAGUACGCGACACGCUCGACCCCGGACAUCCUCGAGGCACUGCGGAAUACGGAAUCGAUCUUCCUUCAAUGUCAGCUGCUCGGUAUAAUUCUGCAUCGUGAGGGUGCCCACUACGAGCUGGCCGGUGAAUCGGUGCACGUGAAGCUGACGGACCUCUACUAUCGGGCCGGCACGCUUCGGUACUGGCGCGCAGUGCGCUACUGCAGUUCACUGUUGCGGCACAUUGUGGAUUCGAUUUCGCCAUUCAUCACCACACUGUUGGUCAACGGAAAGCAGAUCACGGUCGGGGUGAUCGGGCAGCGGGAAACGAUCUUCGACAAACCGAUGACUCCGUCCGAGAUUCAGAACGUGAUGUACUCGACGGUGCAGCCGUAUAAUGUGAUUCACGCGGUGCUCCAACAGGAGGUGGUGCUAUAUUGUGGUCGGCUGAUUGCGACCAAUCCGGACAUUUUUAAGGGAAUUUUGAAAAUUCGUGUCGGAUGGGUGCUAGAGGCGAUGCGAUUGUAUCUAACGAUGAAGGGUGAUGAAGGAGCGGACAUCGAGAAUCUAUCGCCGUUCCAGAUUCGACAGCUGCUCCAGCGGGUGCUUACCGUAAGCCAGUGGGCCAAUGAUGAUCAUUUUAGCACAUUACAACGUCGUCAGCUAGAAGGGUGUCUAUGCAGGGUACCGAGCUCGUUCUACAAUCUAGUCUGGGACGUGCUGGAACGUACACCGCACGGCAUUACGGUGCAGGGUCACAAUCUACCCGCUAUGCCGACGCUCACCAACAAAAGCCGCAGUGAGCUGUCCUUCUCGCUGCAGGUCGAGGAGAUGCUGCACCAAAUCAUUGAACCCGAACGGCGCCAGAUAGCGGUCGAACUGCUGUGCAUUGUGGCCACCAUCCUAAGUCGCAAUCCGGAGCUUCGCUUUCAGCAGGUGCUUGAUCUCGAUCUGCUACUGGUGGAUUCGUUCGCAAUGUAUUGCAAGGAUCAUAAUCUACAGGCGACCAACGACAUAACGCCUCUGUUUUCGCUUUCGUACUCCCAGACGACGGGUUAUUUAGCUCGGGCCGCAGUAAACAGUGUACUACAGCGUGCUACCCUAUCCACGGAAGAUUUUGCCGACGAUGUUGAAGAUCACUGCCGCGUUCAGUGAAGAGCCGCAAAGUUGAGGCAAGCUUGUUUUUCGUUUUAAUGCUGAGACUCGUUUUACAGUUUUGAAUUUAGGUUCGCUUAUAGCCAUUUGUUGAUGUUGUAUGAAACAAAGUAAAAGAUGUACUAGUUCUAGCAGCAAAUGCCGAGCAAUAUAGACGCUAAACGUUAUCCGUUUGAAAACGGGAGAGAUUUUUAAACUGUAAUCUCUUGUUGUUGCAUGACGUAUAACGAAGCAAUAAAUUUUACUCAAUCAUGACAAAGCGACAAAAAUAUAUAUCGGUUUGAUACAAUCCACCGU
Anopheles coustani is the source of this 3778-nucleotide messenger RNA. RefSeq names its product probable phosphorylase b kinase regulatory subunit beta. Gene Ontology annotation, cellular component: phosphorylase kinase complex. Gene Ontology annotation, biological process: glycogen metabolic process. The transcript is spliced from 10 exons. NCBI's taxonomy places the organism in Eukaryota, Metazoa, Arthropoda, Insecta, Diptera, Culicidae. Gene Ontology annotation, molecular function: calmodulin binding. Bases 149 to 3481 code for a protein of 1110 amino acids. The record is from RefSeq and is a predicted model, not a curated record.